AUGCUACACCCACUUCCCGCUCGCACAUUCACAACCGCCUUUCGUCCCUCAAAGUUCGGUCUAUAUGCUGCACCCGUCAGCGCCGCUUACUUGGAGCCUGUCACCGACAGCCCCGGCGUAGUAUCGCUCCUGCUCAACAGACCAAAGGCGAAGAACGCGAUCUCUUUGCGGCUGCUCAAGGAGCUCCAGGAGUGCUUGGAUCAGGUCCGGUCUGACAAGAGCACCCGCGUGCUCGUCGUCCGCUCCUCAACCCCCGGCGCGUUCUGCGCCGGCGCGGACCUCGUCGAACGCGCGUCGAUGUCCAAGGCGCAGGUCGACCAGUUCCUGCUCGACCUCCGCCGCGCCCUCGGCACGCUCGAAGGCCUGCCCGUGCCCACCCUCGCCGCCAUCGACGGCCCCGCGCUCGGCGGCGGCCUCGAGCUCGGGCUCGCGUGCGACUUGCGCAUCGCAGGACACGCCGUGACGAAGAUCGGGCUCCCCGAGGUCAGGCUCGGGAUCAUCCCGGGCGCGGGCGGGACGCAGCGGCUCACGCGCCUCUUGGGCCUCGCGAAGGCCAAGGACCUCAUCUUCACUGCGCGGAUGCUCACCGCGCGAGAGGCGCUUGAAUACGGGGUGGUCGACUACGUCUCCGCGCCCGAGAGCACGGCGUUUGACAGGGCACUGCAGCUGGCGGAGCAGAUCGGUGCGAACGCGCCUUUGGCUCUCCGUGCGGCGAAGCAGGCGAUUUCUCGAGUGCCUGAAAUGGGAUUCGAGUCCGGCCUCGACUUCGAGAGAGCUUCGUAUGAGCCAUUGCUUCACACGAAGGACCGCCUGGAGGCACUACAGGCGUUCAGAGAGAAGCGGGCACCGUCGUUCAAGGGAGAGUAG
Molecule: messenger RNA, 867 nt
Organism: Epithele typhae
Lineage: Eukaryota; Fungi; Basidiomycota; Agaricomycetes; Polyporales; Epitheliaceae
Product: ClpP/crotonase
Exons: 8
Coding region: 1-867 (288 amino acids)
Biological process (GO): fatty acid beta-oxidation
Cellular component (GO): mitochondrion
Molecular function (GO): enoyl-CoA hydratase activity
Source: RefSeq, a predicted model, not a curated record